Messenger RNA from Pestalotiopsis fici W106-1, 219 nucleotides. RefSeq lists its product as uncharacterized. The transcript is spliced from 2 exons. The coding region runs from base 1 to 219 and encodes 72 amino acids. Lineage: Eukaryota; Fungi; Ascomycota; Sordariomycetes; Amphisphaeriales; Sporocadaceae. The record is from RefSeq and is a predicted model, not a curated record.
AUGAAGUCUUCAAUCUUCCUCGUCCUUGUCAGCUCUGCUCUGGCUCUUUCCGCUGCCCUUCCUCACGCCAAGCUCGCUCGCUCUGAUGUAGCUGGAAUGGAAAGCCGUAGUGCUCAUGACGCCCGCGACGAUGUCUGCCCUGAUGGUCGCAGUGGUUACAACUGCAGUGAAGGAAGUGAAAAGAGGCAGGCGGAAACGGAUGCUUGCGACGGGUGCUAA